GUAAGAUUUAAUCUUUCCAAUAACGUCCCUUUUGGCAGAAUCACAUUUUUAAUAACAUUUUGGGAAAUUAAAACUCCUCUUUCAGUCUUUAGUGGGAAACAAGCGACAGGUCGGUGAUGGGGGGAGGUACCAGCGUGGCUCCUCAGCCUCGGCCCCGGCAGCGUCUCGGGGGCUUUUCCCCCUCAGGGCUUCUCCCUCCUCAGGGACCUUCCCCGCCGCUGCCCUGAGGCGCCCCCGGCCCCCCGCGCUGCUGCCCUCAGGGAGCGCCCGCCAUCUCCCUUCCCUGAUCAGCACUUUCGCCCCUCGACAACGAGCUGUUAAAAUAAUCCCCCGCCGCCUCCUGCCCCCUCCGCCCGGUCUCCUCUUCCCUCCCGGAGCGGGACCGCGGCGCGGUGCCGUGAGGGUCUCCGGGGCGGGCGGGGAAAAGCGCGUGGGGAGGACUCGGCGGUGAGGAAUCUGCGGCCGCGGAACGGCGGCGGCUGCGCGGGGGAGGCGGCCGGACAAGAUGGCGGCGCUGGGCAAGCAAUAUGGGCUUAUUAUGCCCAAAAAGUUGCCACAGAAAAAUCUUGUUUCAAAGAAGCUCUCGGUGUUUGCAGAUGAAUCAGAUGAAGAGCCAACUGUUGGGGAGAGUCUUCAAAAAGAGGCAUUGAAAAAGCAAGCAAUGAAACAGACUAAACUGGAGAUCCAGAAGGCUUUAGAAGAAGAUGCUACAGUUUAUGAAUAUGACAGUAUUUACGAUGAAAUGCAGCAGAAGAAGAAAGAAAGCAGUGCCAAAAUGUUAGCUGGAAAUGAUGACAAAAAGCCCAGAUACAUCCACAAUAUCCUCAAAGCAGCCGAGAUUAGAAAGAAGGAACAAGAAAGAAGAAUGGAAAGAAAAAUUCAGAAAGAGCGUGAAAUGGAAGGAGGAGAGUUUGCACACAAAGAGGCUUUUGUGACUUCAGCCUAUAAGAAGAAGCUGCAAGAGAGAGCUGAGGAGGAGGAGAGAGAAAGAAGAGAAUCAGCUCUCGAGGCAUACCUGGAUGUGACCAAACAGAGGGAUCUCAGUGGAUUCUACAGACAUCUUUUAAACCAGCGUGUGGGGGAAGAAGAGAUGCCUAAAUGCAGCUUCCGUGAAGCCAGGAUAAAGGAAGAAAAACCUGACAGUCAGGAUGAACCCAACGAAAGGAACAAAUGCCUGUUGGAAACACAAAGAGUGAAGCCCUCUAAGAAAGAAAAUAAUCCAGAUGCUGAUACCGACCUAGGAACUGAUAGUAGUGAUGAUGACAAGAGACACAAACAUAGUAAAGUAAAUGUGAAAAAGAAGAAAAGAAGGGAGAACUCUGUGAGCAGUGAAGAGGAGGUUAAACAUCACAAAAGCCAGAGGCAUUCCAGAUCACCAAGCUCAUCCAGUGUGGAGGAAGAGCCACGCACCAAAGCCCAAACAAGUCAUCAGAGGGGAGAGAGCAGGCCAAGCAGAAGGGGAAGUGAUGAACAGUACAGGGAAAAGGAUUAUGAGAGAAGUAGGACCCAUGAAAAGGAUCACCAGAGGGAAAGGGAAGAGCGACACAGGCACGGGGAUCACACUAAUAGAGAUCACUACAGGAGGAGGGAAGAUCAAGAUGAUAAACAAAGGGGCAAGGAAAGAAAAGAGCAGGAGGGUCAUGGCAGAGAAUGGAGGAGGGCAAAGGAGAGAGAGGAGAAGGGCUCAGAGAAGGAACGAGAGAAAGAAAGAACAAGAAAUGAUAAAGAUAGAUAUAAUGACAGAGAGAAGGAGAGGGGAGAGAAAUACAGAGAAAGGGAAGAUCGUGCAAAGGAGAGGAGAGAGAAAUAUGGCAGUGAGGAAAAGAAAUACAGAGAGAGGAGAGAAAGUACUCCUACAUCUUUAGGAAAAGAUGGGGAGAGUGAUCUGGGAAAAGAGAGAAAGGGAAAAGACAGAGAGGUGGAUGAGAAGGGAAGCACCAGCUCUGGAGUGUCUGAGCAGAAACGUAAAGCUGGAGAAGAAGGGGAGAAAGAUGAGAAGGAACAAGCACAGAAAGCACCUGAGACCCUGAGCAAAUUUGCCAAAAGGAGCAACGAGGAGACGGUGAUGUCAGCACGGGACCGGUACCUGGCCCGGCAGAUGGCCCGGGUCAGCACCAAACCCUACAUCGAGAAGGAGGAGGAUUGAUGGCCCUGGGCUGGGCACAAACACCUGGGAAAGGCCACUGCUGUGCAGAUCCUUGUACAGAAAAGGUUAUCCUACCUGUUUAUUCCUGGCUUUCCUUUGAGAAGUUGUGUGUCCCUUAAGAGAAAACUUUUGGAAUGGAUCAGUGGGUCUCUUGACACACACCCUUAGUCUGUCUGUACAGGUGAAAUGUUAAAUGUGGCUGACUGUCCACCCUGCCCUUCAGUACCAUGUCCUUGGUAUGUGAGGAUUUUGGACAGACCUGGGAGUAUAAAACAGUGUAAGGUGAGAAUGCAUCCCCCUGCUCCUUUCAGUAGCCAAAACAGUGAGCUCUGCUGAAACAAAGGUGUUCUCAGCCCAUAGGAGGAUGUGUUGCCCACUACUGCUCUCAAAAAUGGGAAGUAAACCUGUAAAAGUGGGUAAAAAAUGCAAGAAAACCAGCCUGAAUAAUGAUCUAGGAGAUUUCUGUAUGUAGAGUGGAGUUUUGUAAGAUAUAUGCAUAUUGAGGUAUGAAUUUUGUAUUAUGUGUGAGUUUUGGUCUGGGUUCUUGAUGUACAGAAACAGUUAAUAAAGUGUAAGAUACAUUUUGGAUCAAA
This is a messenger RNA of Vidua macroura (Pin-tailed whydah), 2739 nucleotides long. RefSeq names its product nuclear speckle splicing regulatory protein 1 (gene NSRP1). The transcript has 7 exons. Lineage: Eukaryota; Metazoa; Chordata; Aves; Passeriformes; Viduidae. The record is from RefSeq and is a predicted model, not a curated record. Bases 506 to 2146 code for a protein of 546 amino acids. Gene Ontology annotation, biological process: regulation of alternative mRNA splicing, via spliceosome.